This is a messenger RNA of Etheostoma spectabile (orangethroat darter), 3065 nucleotides long. It is a transcript of the gene rps6ka1, whose product is annotated as ribosomal protein S6 kinase a, polypeptide 1. The transcript has 23 exons. Gene Ontology annotation, biological process: intracellular signal transduction; protein phosphorylation. The record is from RefSeq and is a predicted model, not a curated record. NCBI's taxonomy places the organism in Eukaryota, Metazoa, Chordata, Actinopteri, Perciformes, Percidae. Bases 567 to 2828 code for a protein of 753 amino acids. Gene Ontology annotation, molecular function: magnesium ion binding; ATP binding; protein serine/threonine kinase activity.
AGUACUACAGAGCCUCACUGGGGUGUCAGCGCGCGUCGCACACGGUUGGGAACCGGGAGAAAUCACAAGUACACAGGGUGGAAGCCGACAAGAUCUGAUACGGCGUCGAUUGCAAAGACAGCACAGACUCUGGCUAAUUCCUUCAGUUGGCUUUAAACUCGCAGCCCUGUUAAAGGAUCCCACUGCUGGGCUCUACUCUGCUCUCCCGCUUGCCAAACCCAAAAUCACGACAAGCCACUGCGUGUACCUAAAAGGACAAGAGGGUUUGUUUGGUGUUUAUGGGGUUUUCAACUGGAUUAUCACUUUCAACAAAUACACACAAGUGGGCAGCCGCCGGAGUCAAAUCAAGGGAUUAUAAUUGUUGGUAAAGCUCUUGGUUUUGCUUGCAACGUCUUCUUCCCCGAGCAGCAGAGAGCAAAGUACUGAUAAAUCUACCUCACCUGGACUUUGGACCUGAGUAAGGAGCUUCUCGAUAAAGUGCACUUGACACAAUCGGCACCGACAAGAUCUAGGGAGACCGAAUUCGUACUUGAGCAGCUGAGAGGGAAACUAAAAAUCCUGAGAACAUGCCUCUUGCUCAGAUCGCAGAGCCAUGGCCCACAAUGGAACUAUUGCAGCUGGAAACGGAGAAUGGGCAGAGCAUUGCUGAGGAUGGAGUCACACCUGCUGUCAAGAACGUGUCUCAUAUCACCUGGAUAGAGAGGGACUUUGCCAAUAUUAAAGUCCAGGAAGAUGGAGAUAUCAAGGAGAUCAACAUUACCCAUGUGGUCAAGGAGGGCUCAGAGAAGGCUGAUGCCUCUCAGUUUGAACUGCUCAAAGUGUUGGGACAGGGAUCCUUUGGCAAGGUGUUCCUGGUGCGAAAGGUGACCCAUCCCGAUGCCAACCAGCUCUAUGCCAUGAAGGUCCUCAAGAAGGCCACACUCAAAGUGAGAGACCGUGUGAGAACCAAGAUGGAGAGAGACAUCCUGGCAGACGUCAACCACCCAUUUGUUGUCAAACUGCACUAUGCAUUCCAAACUGAAGGGAAGUUGUACUUGAUCCUGGACUUUCUCAGAGGAGGUGAUCUCUUCACUCGGCUCUCUAAAGAGGUGAUGUUCACAGAAGAGGAUGUGAAGUUUUAUCUAGCAGAGCUGGCAUUAGGACUGGACCACCUCCAUGGCCUGGGCAUCAUUUACAGGGACCUCAAACCUGAAAACAUUCUCCUAGAUGAGGAGGGACAUAUCAAACUUACAGAUUUUGGCUUGUGUAAAGAAGCCAUUGAUCAUGAGAAGAAAGCGUAUUCCUUCUGUGGUACUGUGGAGUACAUGGCACCAGAGGUUGUGAACAGGCAGGGACACGACCACAGUGCCGACUGGUGGUCAUUUGGAGUACUAAUGUUUGAAAUGUUGACUGGAUCACUGCCAUUUCAAGGGAAGGACCGCAAAGAAACAAUGAACCUGAUUCUGAAGGCGCGUCUGGGAAUGCCUCAGUUCCUGAGUGCGGAGGCCCAAUCUAUGCUCAGGGCCUUGUUCAAGAGAAACCCUGCCAACAGACUGGGAUCUGGUGCUGAUGGUGCAGAAGAGCUCAAACGGCAUGGUUUCUUCUCCACCAUAGACUGGAAUAAACUCUUCAGAAGAGAAUUAAAACCUCCGUUCAAACCGGCGGUAGCGCGUCCGGACGACACCUUCUACUUUGACUCUGAGUUCACCUCCCGCACCCCUAAAGAUUCCCCCGGCGUGCCCCCCAGUGCCGGAGCUCACCAGCUCUUCCGAGGCUUUAGCUUUAUUGCGUCGACUCUGUUGGAGAAGGAAGGUUCAGUGGAGCCAGCCAAGGCCCCUCCACACCCAGUAGUCCAGCAAUUACACGGAAAGAACCUGCUGUUCAGCGACGGCUACAUAUUAAAGGAAGACAUUGGCAUGGGCUCCUUCUCUGUCUGUAAACGAUGUAUCCACAAAGCCACCAACACAGAAUACGCUGUCAAGAUGAUUGAUAAGACCAGCACAGACCCCUCUGAGGAGAUUGAGAUUCUACUUAGAUAUGGACAGCACCCCAACAUCAUCACACUGAAGGAUGUGUACGACAACGGUAAGCAGGUGUUCAUGGUGACGGAGCUGAUGCGUGGAGGAGAGCUGCUGGAUCGGAUCCUCAAACAGAAGUUCUUUUCGGAGAGAGAGGCCAGCGCUGUGCUUCAUACCAUCACCAAGACUGUAGAGUACCUGCACUCACAGGGGGUGGUGCACAGAGACCUGAAGCCCAGCAACAUCCUCUAUGUUGACGAGUCGGGGAACCCAGAGUCUAUCAGGAUCUGUGACUUUGGCUUCGCUAAGCAAUUGCGUGCCAACAACGGCCUGCUGAUGACCCCGUGCUACACUGCUAACUUUGUAGCUCCUGAGGUGUUGAAGCGUCAGGGCUAUGAUGAAGGAUGUGACAUCUGGAGUCUGGGAGUCUUACUGUACACCAUGAUGGCCGGUUUUACUCCAUUUGCUAACGGACCUGAGGACACACCAAAUGAGAUCCUGAACAGGAUAGGCAAUGGUCACUUCAGUCUGACUGGAGGCAACUGGGACACUGUGUCCGAGGCGGCCAAGGACCUUGUGUCCAAGAUGCUUCAUGUGGACCCCCAUCAGAGACUGACUGCUAAGCAGGUCCUCAAACAUCCCUGGAUUGUUCAGAGAGACAAACUACCCAACAGCCAGCUCCCACACCAGGACCCCAAACUGGUCAAGGGUGCGAUGGCAGCCACCUACUCUGCCCUGAAGAACUCCCAACCAACUCCAGAGCUCAAGCCCAUCGAGAGCUCCUUCCUAGCUCAGAGGCGCGUUAAAAAGCUUCCCUCCACCUCCCUGUAGAGACUCAAAUCCACCAAUUGGCUCACUGGAGACUGACCAAAACUGCACCUCCUGACUCCAACCACCCAGUUAGCACGGGGACUCAAGUGUCCACUCGCCUCUACCAGCCAAGGAACGCUGACUGUGGUCAAUUGUCCUGCUCCUGCUAUCAUCCUCCUUGUUCGGGGUUGUCAGCUGCUGUUUGCCAGUCUCCUUGGACUAGCAAAAGAUCGUGAAGAUAGAUGGGGGCGAUGAGGG